Messenger RNA from Dendronephthya gigantea, 3117 nucleotides. Its product is annotated as mediator of RNA polymerase II transcription subunit 25-like. Gene Ontology annotation, biological process: positive regulation of transcription by RNA polymerase II. NCBI's taxonomy places the organism in Eukaryota, Metazoa, Cnidaria, Anthozoa, Malacalcyonacea, Nephtheidae. Gene Ontology annotation, cellular component: transcription regulator complex; mediator complex. The transcript has 17 exons. The coding region runs from base 143 to 2941 and encodes 932 amino acids. The record is from RefSeq and is a predicted model, not a curated record.
AUAAACACGGAAGAAUCGACUCAGUCAAGACUUAAGAGAGGGGAAUAAAGCUUUCGGUUUGUCUAUGAAGCGGAAUAGAAAAAAUUGACCGUUUUACGGCACGGAUCUACGAUAACUGAGUGAAAUUCCGACACACAUUUCUAUGAUGCUUUAUGAAACAGAGAAGGAUGUAAUUUUUUUGAUCGAAGGAACAGCGAGUCUUGGGCUACAUUAUGGAAAAUUCAAAUCGUAUCUUGAGAAAUUUAUAGAAUACUUCAAUGAAGGACCAGUUCCAGUGGAAGAAAUAGCUGCUAAUUAUGGAAACACCAACUAUAUUUUGGUGACGUAUGGUACGCGGGAAGCUCUUCCCGGUUCAGCGGUUAAAAUAGUCUGUCGAACGAGGAACAGUCGAAAAUUCCUGAGGGAAAUCACAGAAUUCAAGUGUCAUGGCGGGGGCGGAGAAUGGCACACUUUGCUUGCAGAUGGUAUGAGUGUUGCUCUGGAGAUAUUUGAUCCUUUACACGAGGGUGGAGUGAGAGAGUGCAAUGUGAAGAGAUAUUGUGUUAUUGUGGGUAUGUCGCCACCCAGUCCUAAUGCAAAGAGCUUGGAAAGCAAUCUGUUUUCUGAUAUGACCAUCGAUGACCUUGCUCUUCAAAUGGGAAAGCAUGGAGUAAACCUCUCUGUCAUUGCACCUCAUAAAACGUCUGUAUUUCAAAGCAUAUUUGACCAGGCUAAUCUUGAUAAGAGAAAAUCAUUCGUUCCAAAGGAGUUCAUAAAAGAAAAGAAUCACAUGGUGUGUCUUAAAGGAAUUGAUUUUCAUGUUUCAGAAGACCAAGCUGUUUAUCCUACAACCAUUCAGCCGCAGAUUCCACCUCCUGUCAUCCCUAAAAAGGAGUUACCACCGGUACAAAACAAGAUUAUUUCAAGUACAGAAAUUGAAGUUCCCGAUCCUGUUCAAACAGUGGUUGAUCCAGGAAACACUGGAGGGGCUGCAGCCACCGGUGCGCCAACACAAGCCUUAGCUUGGACAGGUUUUUUGAAAUGGCAAGAAACGAUCCGCACCGAAGCUGGUACUGCGAGCAAAGUCACGAGAGUCUUAUCUUGCCAUGUUUCAACACCACCUACCGAUAAUUUACAAACCGAAAAGUGGCCAAAGGAACUGGUAAUGCAACUGAUACCUCAGUCAUUGCUGACAAAUUUAGGAUCAUUGCUCCACAAUUCAAAAACGGUCAGUUUCCACUUUGCUGCAAACGAUCCCGAAUCUCUAAGAGCCUUGUAUCGAGUAAUGGCGACCAGUCGUGUUCGAUUUGCUGGAUGCGUUCAUUUUGUAAAUGGGAAUAACCAAUGUGAUGUCAAAAUAUUGUUGCUAAUAUUCAGUCCACGAAAACGGGCCUUUGUUGGAUUAAUACCAAUUGAUCAGAAAAAAUUCAUGGGUGCAAUAAAAAAAGUGAUCGAGGAACAUAAGAAGCAACAAGUGUUGCAGGCAAUGAAAAUCCAGCAAGACAAGAUGCAGCAAUUACAACUGCAACAGCAACAACAACAGUUACACCAGCAGCAACAUCAAGUACAACAACAGGUGCAACAACGAGGACAAUUACCGCUUGUACUUCCCAAUAAUCAAUCUCCACAAAAAAUCAUCCCUGACAUGCAAGCGCCCUUGCAGAUUAACAAACCUAACCUCAGCGCUGGAGGGAACAUCUCACAACAACAGCAACAACAACAACAACCACAGAAAAUGAAUACUCUUCUUGCGCAGCAGCAACCUCGUCCCCAGGGUUUGCCAAAUAAUGAACUGAUGCAAAUGAUAAAACAGCAACAACAUUUUAGGUCUUUACAACAACAACAGCAGCAGCAACAACAACAACAACAACAACAACAACAACAACAGCAGCAGCAGCAACAGCAACAACCACAAGUGCUUAGUCAAGGAGCCACCACUGCUGGAGCUGGUAAUUCUUCAAUCAGUAAUCAAGCACAACUGAUGAUGGCAAUUCAGCAGUUACAAAAGAACAAACAACUGCCACAACAGCAGCUGCAAAAACGUCAAUCUCACUUACAACAAAUGCAACAGCAACAACAACAACAACAACAACAACAACAACAAGUCUUGCAAUCGCAGGGUCAACAACAGUUACCACAAGCAACAUUAAACCAACAGCAACAACAACUUCAGCAAUUGCAGCAAAAAUUACAACAACAGAAGCAACAGAUUGUGCUGAAACAGCAACUGCAACAAUUAAAACAACAACAACAAUUGCAACAGCAACAAAAUCAACAAUUACUACAACAACAUAACCAACCACGUAACCAACAACCAUCACCACUACAACAGCAGCAGCAAAAACUAGUUCAGCAACUGCAACUUAAAAAAUUAGUUCAGCAACAACAGUUACAUCAGCAACAGAUCCAACAAAACCAACAACAGCAAAUUCAGCAGAAUAAACAGCAGCAGCAGCAGUCCCAACAACAACAACAACAACAACAGACGAACCAGCAGCAACAACUGCAACAAUUGCAACAGAAGCAACAGUCAUCACAGCAACCUGUGCAACAAGACAUGCAAGAACAGCCAUCAUUACAACAACGACAAUCAGAUCAGAAUGAAGACGCAGAACGACAACGCAAUUCGAAGUUGCAGCAGCAAGAUACUAAUCAACAACAGCAGCAAAUGCAAUUGCAGCAAGCACAACAAACUCUUACACAACAACAGCAGCAGCAACUGCAACAAAAAUCAUCACUUGUAAAGCAGCAACCUUUAUCAGCAUCGCAGGUUAUGCUUGCCCAACUUGUUCAGCGCUCACAAAGCCAAGGACAACUGAAUACACAACCAUUAUCUACCGUACCACGUCCACAGCAGCUGCCUCAGGUCACCCUAGCCCAGGAAACUAUGAUUCAAAGCAAGGCCACACCAAAUGUGCUCACUUCUGAUGACAGUAAUCUUUACGAUCUGCUAAACAGUUGAGUGACGGUAUAUGAAACAAAAAAUACUGGAGCGUCCUUGACUACUACAGCCCGGGGAUCAUUUCUACAGAUAAAAUUAUGCGUAAUUAUUUUGAAAAUUAAUUAAAUAAGGUUUUAGAAUUCAAUGUAAUCAAUGUCAAUGAAGUAAUAGCGAUUUUAAUAAAGAUAUUUAUUGAA